This is a messenger RNA of Bubalus bubalis (water buffalo), 993 nucleotides long. RefSeq names its product UDP-glucuronosyltransferase 1A3-like. Gene Ontology annotation, molecular function: UDP-glycosyltransferase activity. Lineage: Eukaryota; Metazoa; Chordata; Mammalia; Artiodactyla; Bovidae. The record is from RefSeq and is a predicted model, not a curated record. Bases 61 to 978 code for a protein of 305 amino acids. The transcript has a single exon.
GGAACAAAUAUAGGUGGCACAGCCCCACCAGCGACGGAGCACCUUCUGGUUUGUGCGGAGAUGGCCCUGGGACUGCAGCUUCGGCGGCAGGUGCUGGCUGGACUCCUGCUCUGUCUGUGCGCCGGGCGAUGGGCUGAGGCUGGGAAGGUGCUGGUGGUCCCCAUGGAGGGCAGCCACUGGCUCAGCAUGCGGGAGGCCGUGCGGGAGCUCCAUGCCAGAGGUCACCAGGCAGUGGUCGUUGCUCCGGAGGUGAAUAUGCACAUCAAGGCAGAGGACUUUUUCACCAUGAAAACCUACGAUAUUCCCUACACACAGGACAAAUUUGAUUCCCUCAUGAAGACUCAUGUACAUAUGAUUUUUGAAACAGUACAUUGGGUAACGAUGUUUUUGAAAACUAUGGCAUCUUUGAAAAAUGUGUCUUUACUCUUUGAAAGGUCUUGUGAGGGGCUGCUGUAUAAUAAGGAUCUAAUCAGGCACCUGAAUGCCAGUUCCUUUGAUGUGCUUUUAACGGACCCUGUUCACCCCUGCGGAGCAGUGCUGGCUAAGUACCUGUCCAUUCCUGCUGUGUUUUUCUUGCGUUCAGUUCCCUGUGACUUAGAUGUUGAGGGCACAGCAUGCCCCAACCCUUUCUCUUAUGUUCCUCGGUUAUUAACAAGGAAUCCAGACCACAUGACAUUCUUCCAAAGGGUCAAGAACAUGCUCUACCCUCUGGCCCUGAAGUACAUUUGCCAGGUUACCUUCACUCCUUAUGAACGUAUGGCCUCUGAGCUUCUUCAGAGAGAGGUGUCGCUGGUGGAGAUUCUUGCCUCUGGAUCUGUGUGGCUGUUCAGAGGAGACUUUGUGAUGGACUACCCGCGGCCGAUCAUGCCCAACAUGGUGUUCAUUGGGGGCAUCAACUGUGCCAACAGGAAACCUUUAUCUCAGGUAUGUACUGCUGCUUUUGUUCAAUCAGUGCUCCUAGUGGAGCACAAUCUUUGAAUUAAAAAAUGUUUU